CAAGAACAGGUAAACUGAGUGGCUUCGGCGGCCUAGUCUUGGAUAAAAAACUCAAAGGCGUGGCGGAAUCUACAGGUUUGAACGCCAGGAAUUCCCCAUUCAGGAUCAACAAGUCUGCAGUGGGACCCACAUUCGGCCUCGAAAACAGCUCUUCGUUGACUUUACCCUCGCCGGUCAACUCUCCCGCUUCACUAUCCGCAGCAGACACGGAGCUCUCUCUGUCUUUCCCUUCCAAAAGCAUCAUUGCUAAUCCAAUGCCAAUCAGCUACAGCAGCGAGGCGGCCAAUUUCACAUACCUCGGUUCUUCGAACGACAAGCCUGUUUCGCAGUGGGCCCCACACGACAGGAAGGAGGAGAUGAUAAUGAAGCUGGUCCCACGAGCGAGGGAGCUGCAGAACCAGCUCCAAGAAUGGACCGAGUGGGCGAACCAGAAGGUCAUGCAAGCUGCAAGAAGAUUAGGUAAGGACAAAGCCGAGCUGAAAACGCUCAGGCAAGAGAAGGAGGAAGUGGAGAGGCUGAAGAAGGAGAAGCAAACGUUGGAGGAGAACACGAUGAAGAAGCUUUCGGAGAUGGAGAAUGCGCUGAGCAAGGCUAGUGGACAGGUGGAUCGAGCUAAUUCGGCGGUUCGAAGGCUCGAGGUGGAGAAUGUGUUUUUGAGAAGGGAAAUGGAAGCCGCGAGGUUGCGAGCGGCAGAAUCUGCCGCUAGCUAUAUGGAGGUUUCGAAGAGGGAGAAGAAGACUUUGAUAAAGUUUCAGUCUUGGGAGAAGAAUAAGACCGUUUUGCAAGAGGAUCUUUCGGCUGAGAAAUUGAAGUUGAUCCAGAUGCAGCAGAAGCUGAAGCAGUGUAAAGAUAUACGGGAUCAAGCUGAGGCGAAACUGAAUCAAGAAGUGAAGGCGAAGGAAGAGAUCCUCAGACAAGCGAAUUCGUAUAAAAAAGAACGAGAGCAAAUCGAAGCCUCCACAAAAUCCAAAGAGAGCGCAAUGAAAUCUCGAGCCGAAGCGAAUCUGCAAAAGUCCAAAGAAGAUAUAGAGAGGCUCGAGAAGGAGAUCUCUCAGCUGAGGCUGAAACCGACUCCCGAAAUAGCCGCCCUCAGAAGGGGCGCAGUGGACAUGACCUACGCAGCAACUGGUCGACUUUAGAGAUACAAUACACACAGCAGCGACGGCACAACAACAUAUCUGCUUACAUCUUCAAGAUUGUGGCGGGGUCCACCACCCGCCACGUCAGCGGACGUGAAACGGGAGAGAGAGUGCGUGAUGUGCUUGUCCCGAGGAGAUGUCCGUGGUAUUUCUCCCGUGCGCGCACCAGGUGGUGUGCACUGUGUGCAACGAUCCUGCACGAGAAGCAAGGGAUGAAGGACUGCCCUUUUCUUGCAGGGGGGCCGAUACAGAGACGCGUUUGUGUGCGUUACGCUCACUCGUAAGUUUUUUUUUUUUUUUUUUUCCGGAGAUGUUUUUUUAUUUAUUUUAUAUAAUAAUGUUUCUGUGUGUUGGACUGAUUUUUCUUUCUUUUUUACAAUAAAUAGUGGGGGUUUUGAUGCUCUCUGUCAAAAAUUGGGACUGUGUUUUAUAUAUAUAUAUAUAUAUAAGGUUGCAUUUUUUGUAAGUGCAAUGUGGAAAAAAGGAAAGGGUUGUGUGGAGUAUGGGUUUGUAUAUGGUGGUUUUCCCAUUUUUAUUGAAUAAAUAAAAUUGUGUGAUUUUCAUUGUUAUAUAAUAUAUAUGCAUAUUUA
This is a messenger RNA of Erythranthe guttata (spotted monkey flower), 1729 nucleotides long. NCBI's taxonomy places the organism in Eukaryota, Viridiplantae, Streptophyta, Magnoliopsida, Lamiales, Phrymaceae. The record is from RefSeq and is a predicted model, not a curated record.